AUGUCCCAGUGUCUGGCAGCUCCAGAUGACGUCCAAGCCGGCUGUCUGCCGCACAUUGAGCGGUUGACCUGCUACAACCAGAGCUCUACCGCGCCCGGUGGGCCGUCGCGUCUAAUCUGCGCCGCCCGAGACGGCACGGAGCCAGCAUUGGGGAUGUACUCGCUGCUCGUGACCGUGACGGCCAUCCUGGUGCCGACCUCGGUCGUCCUCAACCUCAUCAUCGUCGCUGUCGUCAUCGCCAACCGCAAGCUGCACACGGUGAUCAACGCGCUGGCCACGGUCCUCUGUGCCAACAACAUCGCGUGGACGGCGCUUCCCGUGCUGAUGGUGAUCAAUUUAGAUCUGUCCAUCCCCCUGCUGUGCUACCUAAGAGUAUUUUUCUUCAUCAUCACGCGAGGUGUCAGCUUCAUGACCAUCGUCAUCAUCACGCUUCUGAGGUACCUAAUGGUGGUGAAGAACCACAGCUAUCCGGCAAGCAGGAAAAAUGUCGCCGCCUUUGUGUCAGUCGCACUUCUGCCGAGCCUAGUCAACACGGGCGUCCGAGCCUCGACCUCGGUGGCUCCUGUGCCCCUCGGACGCCGCACAUCCCGCCCCCGCGGUCGGAUCGACAUCGUAGCAUCUGUGUCGAUGUCCGCCUUCAUCGCCAUCCUGUUCUGUUCGACGUUCUCAUACGGCACGAUCGACGUGCCUCAGACCUCACAGGAAGCUCUGAAGUUCGCUGCCAGAACGCGAGGCUACUGGGAUGUGGCUGAGCCCUGCCAGCCGCCCCUCUGUCUUUACGAAGACUGCCGGGGCACAUUUACCGGACAAGCGUUCAGAGGGAAGAACACUAGCACCGGGUUUAUUCCCGGAGAGAAAUGUGCUCAGACAUCUGAGAUCUCCGACUGGAAUCGGAAAUUAUACGGCGAUCACAACCUGUGUCUGAACGACCCAGACCGAGCGGCUUUGGGUGUCGACCGACCUUUCUGCUUCAUCAAGGAGAGCCUGGACAAAUACGUGAAGAGGUUCUGUAACUCGGCACCAAUGUGUACCCUGAAUCCGGCUCAUCACAUUAUGGCCACCAGCGAGGUGCGUAUCGUUCUCCACUCAGGAAUGCAGCACUACACGUAUUUCGGCGUACGCACGGUGACCCCGACCAUCCGCGACCUGGGAGCGCUCGUCUGCUUCUCGGAUAUGCAGUGGGACCCGCACUCCAACACCGUCUGCGUCUACAUCGGCAAUAAUUUCUUCCUCGGCAUCGUCGUCACGUUCUACAAGAAGCUGGACUCCUCAAAGGACAGUUUCCUGACGUCACUCCAGAAGGAGGGCACUUUUACGGAGGUGACGUCACGGAGUCUGGCCAAGGAGCAGGUAUCACCCCAGAUUGAGGGCAUCACCUUCAACUGGUACUGGGUCAAAUUCUGCUCCGAGUUCGUCUACAUCGGGCGGGGUCAGACCCAUACGCCCAUCAUGGUCGUGCCUUACACGGAAAAUGCCAUCACCGACGCCGGGCGCAUUAGAAACAACAAAAUGACUCCCGGCGAGUGGUACCGCUACAUCGGCGCCAUAGCCACCGGCGACCGUGAGCCGGUCACCGCGUCACGUGCACAGGUCAAGGACGAAGGCGAGCACCAAUCAGCGUCCAGCUACGGACGGCGGGUGUUCUCUCGGCUCAUGCUUCAGGGAAACCAGAAAACGGGGACGCUGUUCGCCUUCCACCAAGAGAGGCUGCGUGACUUGUGUCCCAUUGUGGAAAUUCAGCCGAACACGUACCCACCGGUGUCUUUUUCGCUAAACAGACAGCGAACACUCGAAGGUGGCGCCACAGAGGCCAUUUUUGAGUUCUCCAUUCGGUUCCUGAAGCGGCAGACGAACGUCAAGUCCGGAUUUGUGGUUCGCCUGGCUGAGAUGGCCAACGGAAAGGAGAAUGGAUUUCAGGUGUACGACGCCAUAUUCACCCACCGGCGGCGAGGGGACAUGGACGGGUUUCUGCCGUUGGCUAACCCUCCCCCGGGCGGAGAGUUCGCUCUGGCCGUGGUACAGCACCGCCCGGACAGAGACCCUGCCUAUGUGCGCGAGCGAGAUCGGCUCUCGAAACAGUAUAACGUCGAGAACGGGAUGUGGUUCAGCUUCGGCUCUGUGGUGUUUGUCAAUGAUACGGCCGAUGGACAGUGGCACACGAUACUGGUCAGGGUCAUCACAGAUCUUGGCGGCAAGAAACCGACGGCAAAACUGCAUGUGGAGACCCCUUACAAGGACGACUACCAGUGUCUGUUUGAGGGUUAUAUCGACGGCGCUGGAGUGGGCGACGUUCAGUACGGCUCCAUUUCGCUUCUGGAGGGUACCGAGAGCGGCGUUCAGGUGAUGCUCGACCUGGCGGGAGACAGGUGCGAGCCACCCACCGACGAGCAGCUUGAGCCGGUGGCCCGGGACGGCGGCUGGGGCAUGUGGUCCUCCUGGGACUGCAGCGCUCCGUGUGAUGGGGGGUUCGGCAGCCGACAGAGGCUCUGUAACAACCCGGAGGCCACCCUGUGGGGACACGACUGUCCAGGUUGGCACGUGCCUCGUGAAUUCGGGCUGUGCAACAACCACAAGUGCGGCACCUUCUCCGAUGACACGAGGCUGCGCAUGCUGUACAACUUGGCUAACGAUCCCAUCUCUCUUGAUCUGCACGAGGGCGAUAGAUUUGUGCUCAGGUGUCGGACGGACGCGUACCGCGCCGCCGAGGAGCAGUUCUCUCUGCUGGACACCCGCUGGCUACUGAACGGAGAGCCAUGGCGCGUGGACAGUAACCGCAUGGAGCGGCGAGAUCUGGAUGUGGUGGUCUGGAACGCUAGCUGGCGGGACACGGGUGUUUACAGCUGCGUGGUGCAGCCCUCACCAGACGUCACCGGACUGGUGGCGCUGGUGACGGUGGUGGUGCGCACGGAAAAUGUCACCAGGCACGUAAUGACCGGCGAUCGAGUGGAGUUUGACUGUAUGGGCGAGCUGCUGGACCAGAUUUACGACGACCUCAUCCACUUCUGGUACCUUGACGGAGAGCUCUACUCCUACAUGGGCUACAGGGUGUUUCCUGAUGAGAACCACACGGAUAUGGUGCUGCCAAAAACCGACCAGACAGAUCCUAUGGAGCCCCGCUAUAUUGCCGUCGAAGAAAUAAGGCUCCUGGAGGUCAAUGAAACGCUACUGAACACGAUGACAAUGCGCAUUGCCAGCGAAAAGCUGAGUGGGGAGUGGGAGUGUCGGGUGUACCAGCCCAAGUACAAACUACUCUGGAUCACCAGCUGGUUCAGAUUACAGGUGCUGCCAUUCGACGCGUACCGUCGUCUCACCAUGGGUCCGGUGGCUCAGAGCCUGGUGGGAGGGGUUCGAGGCACCGUCAUCUACAGCGUGCUGGGCACCAUCGCCGGACUGGCCGCACUGGCAGGUGGUAUGUACUGGAUCGUACGACGCCGGCAGCGGCGGAUUCAAGCGCAGUUGGUUCUGUUCAAGCAGUCGGGUUUGUGGUCUCAGAGCGGCGAAACUGCCACUCUACUGGCCGGAGACAGCGAGGCGGAGGAGGGAGAGGAGGAGGAGGAGGAAGAGGAGGGAGAGGAAGAGGCAGGAGCGGUGCUGGUGGAGGUUCCGGAGGAGACAGAGACCGAAUUGACUGCAGCGGAGACCACGGAUGAAGGAUGAAAGGGAGACAGAAGGCCAAAGAUAAUGAACAAUUAUGAAACUCUUUGUUUACAAUCGAUUGACUUGUACGCUGUGCAAUGUAUCGGUUCUUUCAAGGUUUGGACUUUUUGGUCCAGCCUGUUGAAGUUAAAUGUGUUCUGUGCAGAUAUGUGGUCUAGUGCGUCAAGUGGAUGUGCCUCAGGCCUGUACGAUUACCAGUUAAACACACGCAUUUGUAUUUUGUUGUGGAGGUAACUUACACUGACAAGAUUCAUUGGAUGUUGUCAUUAGAGACUAAGUAAAUAAAACAAGCACCCAUCGCC
Molecule: messenger RNA, 3959 nt
Organism: Amphibalanus amphitrite
Lineage: Eukaryota; Metazoa; Arthropoda; Thecostraca; Balanomorpha; Balanidae
Exons: 18
Coding region: 1-3657 (1218 amino acids)
Biological process (GO): extracellular matrix organization
Cellular component (GO): extracellular matrix; membrane
Molecular function (GO): metalloendopeptidase activity
Source: RefSeq, a predicted model, not a curated record